Phragmites australis (common reed) is the source of this 1420-nucleotide messenger RNA. Its product is annotated as metacaspase-1-like. The coding region runs from base 189 to 1241 and encodes 350 amino acids. The record is from RefSeq and is a predicted model, not a curated record. The transcript is spliced from 5 exons. Gene Ontology annotation, biological process: proteolysis. Lineage: Eukaryota; Viridiplantae; Streptophyta; Magnoliopsida; Poales; Poaceae. Gene Ontology annotation, molecular function: cysteine-type endopeptidase activity.
CGCGGGCGCUGUGUUUUCAACUCGAGACAAGAAGACCAGGCCGCCAGCCACGCACGCGCAAACCGAAUCCACCAGCACCCAACGACCGCACCAACGAAUCCACCACAUCGCCGGCGACCCGUCCCAACUCGUCGUCGCGCGUCUCCGGCGUUGACACGGGCAACGCGGCUCCAAGAUCAGCGACGAGGAUGCUGAUGCUGAUCGACUGCUCGGGCUGCCGCACGCCGCUGCAGCUGCCGCACGGCGCGCCCUGCAUCCGCUGCGCCAUCUGCGGGGCCGUCACGCACGUCGCGGCCCCUCCCGCCGAACAGAGCCGCGGUGCGAUGCAGCUGGCGCCGGGGUGGGGCCCGCCCCCGCCAGCGGCGCACGGGCGGAAGCGCGCGGUGGUGUGCGGGAUCUCGUACCGGUACUCGCGGCACGAGCUCAAGGGGUGCAUCAACGACGCCAAUUGCAUGCGCCACCUCCUCAUGACGCGGUUCAACUUCCCCGACGACGCCAUCAUCAUGCUCAACGAAGAACAAACCGACCCCUAUAAAAUUCCAACGAAGCAUAACAUAAGGAUGGCCAUGUAUUGGCUUGUGCAAGGUUGUCAACCUGGAGACUCAUUGGUGUUCCAUUAUUCUGGCCAUGGAGCACAACAAAGAAACUACAGUGGAGAUGAGGUUGAUGGGUUUGACGAAACCCUCUGCCCCUUGGAUUUUGAGACACAAGGAAUGAUUGUGGAUGAUGAGAUAAAUACAGCGCUUGUUAGACCACUUCCUCAUGGAGUUAAACUUCAUGCACUCAUUGAUGCUUGUCAUAGUGGGACUGCACUUGAUUUGCCUUUCCUAUGCAGAAUGAACAGGAGUGGGCAAUAUGUAUGGGAAGAUCACCGGCCGCGAUCUGGUGUCUGGAAAGGCACUAGUGGUGGGGAGGCUAUUUCAUUUAGUGGUUGUGACGAUGACCAGACCUCUGCAGAUACUUCAGCUUUGUCAAAGGUCACUUCGACUGGUGCAAUGACAUUUUGCUUCAUCCAAGCUAUAGAACGUGGGCAUGGCACCACCUAUGGGAGUAUCCUGAACUCCAUGCGCUCGACGAUACGCAACACAGGUGACUCAGUGGGUGCUGGUGGUGGCGCCGUUACAUCGCUAAUUACAAUGCUUCUUACGGGAGGGGGCAUUACUGCUGGCGGGCUGAGACAGGAGCCACAGCUUACUGCAUCCGAGCAAUUUGAUGUCUACGCAAAGCCCUUUUCGCUAUGACGAUUGUCCGAUGUACUCCUAUUCCCGUUUCACGUUAUCAUCAUGUACAAAUCAUUGUUAGAACUUGGAAGUGCUGCAUCCAUCCCAUAAAUAGAGCUGACAUUUUUGCUUGUGGAUUUGACACUCGUAUUUACAAUGAUUACCUUUGAAAUGUUCCCAGUACGAGGGAAUGUACUUUA